Oncorhynchus gorbuscha (pink salmon) is the source of this 2295-nucleotide messenger RNA. Its product is annotated as glutamate receptor 2-like. Gene Ontology annotation, biological process: synaptic transmission, glutamatergic; monoatomic ion transport; modulation of chemical synaptic transmission. The annotation marks the transcript as partial. NCBI's taxonomy places the organism in Eukaryota, Metazoa, Chordata, Actinopteri, Salmoniformes, Salmonidae. The record is from RefSeq and is a predicted model, not a curated record. Gene Ontology annotation, molecular function: AMPA glutamate receptor activity; transmitter-gated monoatomic ion channel activity involved in regulation of postsynaptic membrane potential. Gene Ontology annotation, cellular component: plasma membrane; AMPA glutamate receptor complex; dendritic spine. The transcript is spliced from 12 exons.
ACACAGAGAGAGAGACAGAGAUCCGCAGAGCUGGAGCGAUCUUCCCACGACCGAACCGCUACAGGACCUGAGACCAGUGCAUUAGACACGCAACCCCCUGCUGUGGGUUCCCUCCGCUGUCCGGUAACCAGGCCGCCAUGCUGACCGUCUGAUUAGCCGUCGGUGUGCCUGUCUGGAGGAACUGACCGUUAUUCGGUGUACUGGGCCGUUAUUCAGUGGAUGUAUGUCGACGCCUCUCGGUAUGAAAUGUCUGAACUAACAACGAUGAGGAAUCUGCUGCUCGUGUUUCUCCUAACUGUCAUCUGCUUGAGACGCGAGGCGCUCUGCGGUUCUCCCAGUGUUCAGAUCGGAGGGCUGUUCCCACGCGGUGCUGAUCAGGAAUAUAGUGCGUUCCGGAUUGGAAUGGUCCAGUAUGGAACCCAGGACUUCCGCCUCACUCCUCACAUAGACAACCUGGAGGUUGCCAACAGCUUCGCUGUCACCAACUGCUUUUGUUCCCAGUUCUCCAGGGGUGUCUAUGCCAUCUUUGGUUUCUAUGACAAGAAGAGUGUGAACACCAUCACGUCUUUCUGUGAGACCCUCCACGUGUCCUUCAUCACACCGUCCUUCCCUGCUGAUGGACUCAAUCAGUUUGUCCUUCAGAUGAGACCCGACAUCAAGGGACCUCUGGUCAGCUUAGUGGAGUAUUACAAGUGGGACAAGUUCGCCUACCUCUAUGACAGUGACAGGGGUCUGUCCACCCUGCAAGUGAUCCUGGAUACAGCAGCAGAGAGGAAGUGGAUUGUAACAGCCAUCAACGUAGGCAACCUGAAGGAUGAGAGGAAGGACGAGGCUUAUCGCUCCAUGUUCCAAGACCUGGAGAUACGAAAGGAGAGGAGAGUCAUUCUGGACUGUGAACAAGACAAGGUUAAAGACAUCAUGGACCAGGUCAUCACCAUUGGCCGACAUGUUAAAGGAUAUCAUUACAUCAUCGCUAACCUGGGCUUCGUUGAUGGUGACCUGUCUAAGAUCCAGUAUGGGGGAGCCAAUGUGUCGGGUUUCCAGAUUGUUGACUUUGAGGAGCCACUCGUCUCCAAGUUCGACCAGAGAUGGGAAGCACUGGAGGAGAAAGAGUACCCUGGUGCUGACAGCAGGAUCAGGUACACAUCAGCUCUGACUUAUGAUGCGGUCCAGGUUAUGACUGAAGCGUUCCGGACACUCACCAAGCAGCGGAUCGAUUUCAGUCGUCGUGGCAAUAACGGAGACUGUCUGGCCAAUCCAGCAGUGCCCUGGUCUCAGGGGAUGGAGAUAGAACGCGCUCUCAAACAGGUGCGUGUGGAUGGGCUGACAGGUAAUAUCCAGUUUGACCAGUAUGGUAAAAGAGUCAACUACUCCGUCAACGUGAUGGAACUGAAGAACACUGGACCAGUUAAGAUUGGCUACUGGAAUGAAGUGGACAAGAUGGUGGUGACUAAACUAGACAUCUUCCCCAACGACACUAAUGGGAUGGAGAACAAGACUGUUAUCGUCACAACUAUCCUGGAAGCCCCAUACGUGAUGCUAAAGAAGAAUGCUGAGUUGUUCCUAGACAACGACCGUUACGAAGGCUACUGCGUCGACCUGGCAGCAGAGAUCGCUAAGCACUGUGGGAUACGCUACCAGCUAAGGAUUGUGGGAGAUGGAAAGUACGGAGCUCGAGACGCUGAAACCAAGAUCUGGAACGGGAUGGUUGGAGAGCUGGUGUACGGGAAAGCAGACAUAGCCGUAGCCCCUCUCACUAUCACCCUGGUCCGAGAGGAGGUGAUCGACUUCUCCAAGCCAUUCAUGUCUUUGGGCAUCUCCAUCAUGAUCAAGAAGCCCCAGAAGUCUAAACCAGGGGUUUUCUCCUUCCUGGACCCGCUGGCCUAUGAGAUCUGGAUGUGUAUAGUGUUUGCCUACAUCGGUGUGAGCGUGGUGCUGUUCCUGGUGAGCCGGUUCAGCCCGUAUGAAUGGCACAUGGAGGAGUAUGAGGAUGGCCAGCUGCCCACCAGCGAGUCCUCUAAUGAGUUUGGGAUCUUUAACUCUCUGUGGUUCUCUCUAGGAGCCUUUAUGCAGCAAGGCUGUGAUAUCUCCCCAAGGUCUCUAUCAGGACGUAUAGUGGGUGGUGUGUGGUGGUUCUUCACUCUAAUCAUCAUCUCGUCCUACACGGCCAACCUGGCUGCCUUCCUCACUGUGGAGAGGAUGGUUUCUCCUAUAGAGGGAGCAGAGGACCUGGCUAAACAGACGGAGAUCGCCUACGGGACCCUGGAUUCUGGCUCUACCAAGGAGUUCUUUAGG